UCCCGCGAGCAAGGCAAAAAGGGUUUGAGGACGGAAUAGUCUGCCAAGCCGACGUUCCUGUCGUUAAAGAAGCGUUCAGGGUACAAAUCUGGGACUCAGCAACUGGAUUCAGCAGGGCUAUGAAGUUUUCCAUAAAGAAAUGUCUUUAUCUAUCUACCUACCUACCUACCUCCCCAACUCAUACAGAGAAUUCAUCAUACAUUGACCUCACCUACAUUGAACUGACCUGCAUCUAACUGCUGUGCCAAUAGUGUAUUUCUUUUAGAAACACGCUGCUGCAAUCCAUGCUGUAUUGUUGAACCCUAAUAUGUCUGCUUCCUGUCUACAUGUACACUACCAUACUGUGCUAUGUAUAAUCCAUUUCCCUAUAAUAUAAUUCCAACAGUGCUUUGCUAUUGCCCAUAGCCAAACACCUCUCUUCAGGAGCUAGAAGAAAAGAAAGCAGAUAUGCAAAGCAGAUCCUGAAAUUCUGCUGCCUUUUUGAGCUGCAUUGCCACUCUGUACAGAAUGCUUUAUAAGCUUUUGGUGAUUGUGUCCACAGUCUCUACUAUGUGCAUUCUUCACACAGCCACAACAAUCAGCCCAUCAUCAAACACACAGCAGAGGAAGAGUCACUGCUUCCAGGUAUUCCUCACCACUUAUUACCUUCUCCAGUACAGCACUCAAGAGUACAGCACCAGGAAUCACAUUAGCCUUGCUUGCUGCACUAAUAUAAUAAUGGGCAGCAGAGCUUGCUAUGCAGCUUAAUUUCAGUUAAUAAUGUAUAAUGAAUAGAUGCUUGAAUGCUACUGUGAGAAUAGUACCAACAAUCAAGCUUGCCACUUGUUUAUUAAAAAUAAAAAAUAUGUGACUGCAGUUGUAGCAGGCAGGAGCUGAGUGCAGAAAUAUUAUCUUCUGCUGGCUUCGCACCCGGGCGGUUUCCUUCAAGUUCUUCCCCACCAUGACCACCACGACUACUUACACGGGGAUGGACCCCAGUGGCCGAAGUAGCUCCAGGGUCCUUCGUCCCCCAGGUGGUGGUUCUAAUUUCAAUUUAGGAUUUGAUUUGCCAAAAGACCAGCAAGGAGGAAAAAGGAACAGGAUGGCAUCUUGCAUCUUUGGGACUCCAGAAGAAAAUCCACCAUCUUGGGCUAAGUCAACAGCCAAGUCCACCGAAGUCAAUAAUUCUGAAGCAGUUGGAUCUGAAAGGAGAGGUUCUUCUGAUGCAACCUCUGGUGAUUGUGUAACUCCAAAAAGUGUGGAAAGUGAGGCUCCUGAAAACACAGAAGAAACUGCUUCAGGCUUAAGUGAAGAAAAGCCCCUACCAGCUGCACCUGUUCCAAGCCCAGUAGCUCCAGCACCUGCACCAUCCAGGAGAAAUCCACCAGGGGGGAAGUCUAGUCUAGUGCUCGGUUAAGCUCCAUUUUUCUUCACUCCUUAACGCUUGGAACUCGUAUCUGUCAUCUUUGUUUUUCUUCCAUGCUUGUGAACUGCACAACUUGAGCUUGACUGUACUUCUAAAACUACCAUUAAAGGAGCACUUUAUGUACUUCAUAUUUUUUUUUUGUUUUCUUUUUUUCAGCCAAUCUUUUCCCAAACUUCUUGUCUUUUCUCUCUUGAGUCUAACGGAAGUGACAUGUGUAAUUUUUUUUCGUAAUGGUAGACAGUGGUAUUUAUUACACAGCCCAUGGCUGACAAAAGAUUUCUGAGGUGUAUAGUAGUGUCUGAAACUAAGCUGGAUUAAAUUCUGAGUGUGCUAAGUGGCAUUUUGUCCUAAAACGUGUAGAACAGUCUUAAUUGACUUAGAAGGGUUGGAAACUGGGAUUGUACAGGUAGUGGAUGAGUGACAAAUGUAUUCUCUUUCUGUAUACAACUCUGCAACAUAUUUUUCCAAGGUAUCAUUCAAUAAUUGGUAAAUGAUUGAAGCCCUGUUGUGCACUGAAGAACUAUCAAGUUGUGAUGCGAGAUAUUAACCAUUCUCCCUUGGAUCUUGGUUCAGUCAUAACAGGAUGAGGCUGAAGAUAAACUUAAAUGAUGAGGGGAUGCAUCUUACAAAAGUAAGUAUUGGGUGGAUAAAAUUUUGGGGACACAUUCCCUGUCCAAACAACUCCAAUACUAUACAUGAUCAUGCUGAUGUUUAAACAGAAGGUGGAAAAACUUCUAAAUGUGUAUUGUACCUUGAAAGCUGGAUUGUUGCUUAAAAAUAAAGGAUAUAGAAAUUUUGAAAAAAAAAAUAAAAAAUAUGUGUCCCUGUAAGACUUCCCUUUUAGCGCUACACUGAAGGUCAUGUGUAUAACUUGUCAAUUUUUAAGCUGAUUUUUGGAGGCAUACGUCUCUUGUGAUAGAUU
Messenger RNA from Crotalus tigris (Tiger rattlesnake), 2327 nucleotides. Its product is annotated as jupiter microtubule associated homolog 1-like. The coding region runs from base 941 to 1396 and encodes 151 amino acids. NCBI's taxonomy places the organism in Eukaryota, Metazoa, Chordata, Lepidosauria, Squamata, Viperidae. The record is from RefSeq and is a predicted model, not a curated record. The transcript has 3 exons. Gene Ontology annotation, cellular component: nucleus.